Molecule: messenger RNA, 384 nt
Organism: Cyphellophora europaea CBS 101466
Lineage: Eukaryota; Fungi; Ascomycota; Eurotiomycetes; Chaetothyriales; Cyphellophoraceae
Exons: 6
Coding region: 1-384 (127 amino acids)
Biological process (GO): protein import into nucleus
Cellular component (GO): nuclear pore central transport channel
Source: RefSeq, a predicted model, not a curated record
AUGGCUGCUCCCAACCCCCAGGAUAUCGCGAACCAAUUCGUUGAUUUCUACUACAACACCUUCGACAACAACCGCGCCGGCCUGGCUGCUCUUUACCGCGACUCGUCUAUGCUUUCCUUCGAGAGUUCCCAAUUCCAAGGAGCUCAGAAUAUCUCCGAGAAGCUACAGAGCCUUCCGUUUCAGCGGGUCGUGCACAAGGUCGAUACGAAGGAUGUGCAGCCCUCAAGCCAGCAAGGUGGCAUCAUUGUCCUGGUCACCGGUGCUCUGCAGUUUGACGACAGCCCACAGCCCAUGAGCUUCGCUCAGACCUUCCAGCUCUUGCCAGAGGGCGGCAACUGGUUUGUCCAGAACGAUAUUUUCAAGCUGAUCUACCCUGCGUCUUGA